This is a messenger RNA of Camarhynchus parvulus, 1094 nucleotides long. RefSeq names its product leucine rich repeat containing 46 (gene LRRC46). Lineage: Eukaryota; Metazoa; Chordata; Aves; Passeriformes; Thraupidae. Gene Ontology annotation, molecular function: protein binding. Bases 153 to 1094 code for a protein of 313 amino acids. The transcript has 9 exons. The record is from RefSeq and is a predicted model, not a curated record.
ACGGCGCGGCGCGGCCUGGUUGUUCGGAGCCCGGAUCGGGGGCGCUGAACCCCCCAAAGUGGGGGACUCUGAGCCCCAAACCCGGGGAACCGCUCCCGACCCUGCUCCUCCAUCCCCCCGGAGAGGAGACAAGGAGCCCAGGCCGCCCGGCCAUGGCUGAGCAAGGGGACGCCCUUUGUGGGGCGCCCGAGGAGCCGUGCCCGGGAGCGACCCUCAGUGACAGCCUCAUCAUCGCCCGCGCACGCUCCACGGGGCCGCUGCCCACCGGCACCAUCCGCCUGGACCGGGAGAACAUCUGCUGCAUCGGGAAAACCCGGGGGCAGGACGGGAUCCACAGCCUCUACCUGCAGCAGAACCACAUUGAGAAGAUGGAGAACCUGGAGUGUUUUCCCAACCUGAGGUUCCUGUGCCUGGCUGGGAACCGCAUCCAGAGGGUGCAGAACCUGCGGGGGCUGCCCCGGCUCAGCCUCCUGGACCUGUCCUGCAACCUGAUCCAGGUGCUGCACGCAGAGGAGCUGCCCCGCAGCCUCCGGAUCCUGGACCUGGCAGGGAACCCGUGCACCCAGCAGGAGGGAUACAGGGCCGGGGUGCUGGCGGCGCUGCCCCAGCUCCUGCAGCUGGAUUCCCAGCCCGUCCAGGGAAGCGCGGCCGAGGAGGCGGCGGGAGGAGGCUCCUGCAGCAGCGAGGAUGAGGAGGAUGAGGAGGAGGAGCUGCUCCCGGCGCUCAGGGCUCCCUUCACGGCGGACAGAGAUUUCCUCGGGGCCGUGCGCCGGGAGCUGGCGGCGCGGGCGCGGCUGAGGCGGACCCUGAGCCUGGAGGAGCACCGGGCCCGCCUGGAGGAGCUGCGGAGCGCCGGGCGCUGCUGCUGGGCCCGGGGCAGCGCGGCCCGGCCCGGCCGUGUCCACAGCGGCGCCCAGGGGCACCGGCGGCACCUCCGCCGGCACCCGGCGGGCCCAGCCAGCCCCCGGGCGAGGCUCUGCAGGAGGAGACCCGUGCCAGAGGAGCAGGAAAUGGGCAGUUAUCCCAAAUACCCUGCGGCAGCAGCCAGCAAUAAAGGCUUUAUUCCCACCCCAGUCCAGCCUGGUGCCCCCUGA